AUGGCUGCUCCUCAUCCUAAUCAGGUCGCCUUCAGGGAGGGUGUUCAAUAUUUGUUCCACUCCUGGACUGCCCUCAAGCUGGCUGUCGACGGCGAGUGGGGCGGACACGACUCUGCCGCCAAGCGGGACUGGUUCGUCGAUACCAUCGUUGACUACUUUGGCGAGCAAGGAACAAAGGUGGAUACAUUCGAUUUGGAAGACAUCCUGCUCCAGGUCAUGAACGACGAAUUCUCAAUCAUGCUCGAGGACAAGUCAGAACAACACAUCUCCAAGGUCCUUGAACAGCUCUUCCUGGAUUGUACUCAUGGGAGAUACGACCUUGUUCAAACGCUCAAGCAGGAUUCUCAAAAGAUCAGCGGAGCUUUCAAGAGUUCUAAGGCUCAGAAGGGUGACGAUGAUGAUAGCAGUGAUGAUGAUGAAGAGGAGGAGGAGGGUGAGGGCGGAGAGGAUAUGGAUGUGGAGAUGGGAGAGGCACCAGAGCCGGUGAAGAAGGAGAAGGCAGAGCCGAUUAUUGACGAGGAUGGGUUUGAGACUGUCGUCAAGAAGGGUCGCAGGAGGUAG
Linnemannia hyalina is the source of this 561-nucleotide messenger RNA. NCBI's taxonomy places the organism in Eukaryota, Fungi, Mortierellomycota, Mortierellomycetes, Mortierellales, Mortierellaceae. The record is from the annotation of a GenBank genome assembly.